Messenger RNA from Pantherophis guttatus, 821 nucleotides. RefSeq lists its product as uncharacterized. NCBI's taxonomy places the organism in Eukaryota, Metazoa, Chordata, Lepidosauria, Squamata, Colubridae. The record is from RefSeq and is a predicted model, not a curated record.
AUGGCAAGGGAGGCUGCUGCCCGGCGCAAGCGGAGCCGGUGCCGGUGCGCGCUGGGGCUGGCGCUGCUCUUCGACGCGCUGGGCUUGGCGGGGCUGCUGGUGGGCGGCUUGCUGGAGACGGAGGUGUCGGACCUGCUCAUCUACCUGGGCGGCGUGGGCGUCUUCUUCAGCCUGCCCUGGUGGGUCUUCUGGCACGUGGGCAACCUGGAGGUGCCGCCCGAGGAGCUGCGGGACGACGUGGGGCUGAGCUGGCGGAGCGCCGACGCCUGGAGCCUGGAGAGCUGGCGAGCCCGGCGCUUGGCUCUCCUCGCCCGCGCCUUCAGCGCCCACUUCUCGCUGCCUUCCGCCGCCGCCUCCGCCUCCGUCCCGUCUCAGGUCGGCCGCCUCCGCGCCCACUUCGCCGCUUCCACCAGCCUCAUCAGCCGCCCCAGCGACUUGGAGACCCUGCAGCGGCCGUCGCGCAUCCAGGAAAGCCCCAGCCUGGCCCCUUCCCUGCCCGGCCUCUCCUCCUCCAGCGCCGGCACGACAGCCCCGCAGGAUUCGCCUGAAACCCAAGAUCGUGGAACACAAACAAGUUUUUUCAAAAUCAUUGGACUCCACAAAAAGACCUAAACAUAAUUACCCUCUCUGAAACAGUUUAUAACACCCUGGAAAAACUGUUUUAUGCCUCCCAGAGACAAUCAAACAGCAUCAUAAAAGGACUGGGCUCAGUUACUGAACUGGAAGUUAAUUUAUGGGCCUGGACAAGGUUGAUGUCUCUUAUAUAACAGGUGGAACCAAGCAUUAGGGCUUCCGAACUUAAAAUAAAAAUUUAAAGUAAA